AUGUCAGGGAGUCUGAAGGACUUUGAAUGUCAUGCUCAGGAGCUGGAGAGGGAGAAGCCAUGGGGAAUGUCUGAGCCAGGCAAAUUCAUGGCCAAAUUUGCCUCCCAACUGACCAUUACCAAGGAGCCGCCCAGCCCAGGUGGAUUCGAGGACAAGGAGACUCCUAGCCCCAUGGCACCAUCCGCCAGCCUGAGCCAGACAGCUGACAUCCACAAGAAGAUCGUGCAGUUUGCCCAGCUCCACCUGGCUGACAUACAGAAAGCGUUUGAGAAGGAGAGCGACGCCAACGGAGCCAUGAACAAGGAAACUUUCUGCAGGACCAUCCGGAAGUUGCUUAACAACGUGUCAGAUGAGAUGCUGGACAUGCUGUUCUUGAAGGUGGACUCGGAUUGCCAUGGCUUUGUCACCUGGCCAAAGUAUGUGGAUUACAUGUUGCGUGAAUUCCGGGGGAAGGAGGAGUUGAGGAAGAGCCAGUACCGCCUGCGCUUCCACCUCCCCAUGGUGAUCAUCCCCCUGAACCACGGCAGUGAGGUUGUCAAGGUGGAGUUUCUAAUCCAGCGCUUCAAGAAGACCGGCUGUUUCUUGACUGUCACCAAGGACGGGGUCCUGCAGUUCUGGACCGAAUCUUUCUUUCUGAUAAGCUCUUUCCAGCUUAACCAGAUCCAGCAGCCCCACCACCAGCAGAUGUGGGUCAUCGACAUGGUGUGCCUGCACAACAUGAACCUUGUUGCAGUCGCCUUCACUGAAAUGAAGAUAGAGUUCUUUGAUAUCAGUAACCACAAAUGUGUCCGGGCUUUCACUUUUAUCGACCUGGACAGCUGUGUCCUGGUCAUGGAUUACUGGUCUGAUUAUCGCAGAGGUGUGUUCUGCUACGGGGACGUCAAAGGCACUGUCACCAUCUUUACCACUGACAAUGUGGCCAAUGGGCUGUUCAACCCUAACAUCCUCCCCAAGGCUUCCAAAUGGGGUCAAUGGACCACUGUCUCCAUACAGAAACUCUUAAACGAGAGGUCCACUUUGUAUAAGACUUACCGACUAAGGGCAAUCCAUCCCAACUGGUGUCAGCAGGUCAAGUUCAUCCCCCAGUUGAACCUGGUAGUCUCCUGUUCGGCCAUCGAGAAGUCCUCUCUGGUGCUGAUGAUAUUGCCAGCCAAAGAGCCUGAGAAACCCAAGCUGUCAGUGCUGAGUUUAAGAAAAGGAGUUCUUUGCUUUGAUUACUGUCCAGACAGGCACUUUCUGGCAACCGGCGGUUAUGAUCCCCACAUCCGCCUGUGGAACCCUUUGGUCUCAAAAAGGCCCGUGUGGCUGAUGAAGGGACACCAGACCUCAGUGACGCACCUUGUCGUGAACAGCAAGAACAGCAGCAUCCUCAUCAGCAUCUCCAGGGACAAGAACAUCCGUGUGUGGGACCUGCAGGACUACGUGUGCCUCCAGUCCUUUGGCGGGAAGAUGUUCUCCCUGGGAAACUGCCCCAUCACCAGUGCCUACUUCCACAGAGACAUGACCCUCGUCUGCAGCACCUACUCCCUUGGGAUCCUCAAAGGGUACUUGGAGGUCCAGGGACCUGUGAAAGCAGGGAAGGUCACAACUCACACCACAGACGUGUGUGCGGUCCUCUACAGCAAGAUCUUCAAGCAGGUGCUGAGUGGCUCCCUAAAUGGCACUGUGAGUGUGUGGGACGUCACAACAGGCAAGAAGAGGAUGGAGUUCAACGUGUGCCGUAACCAGACCAUGGAGCUGACCGCUAUGGCCUUGGAUGAGUCGGAGCGACGCCUGCUCACAGGACUGCGGGACGGCACGAUGAAAAUGUGGAAUUACAACACCGGAGAGUGCCUGAUGUCCUUCCCCUACUUGGACCAACUGGAGAUUAGUGAAAUUAUCCAUAUGAACAACGUGUUCUAUGUGACAGGGUGGAGUAAGAGAAUCACCCAUUUCAUGUUCCACAAGGCCAAGCCGCUGCUCUUGUGCCACCACUGGCAGACCUUCCACACCGAGGACGUCCUGAGCAUGGCCAAGUACCAGAACCAGUUCCUCGCGACCUCCUCCUACAAUGGGGACAUCCACUUCUGGAACACCAGCAUGAUGAAGCCCAUCUUGAGUUUCAAUGCCUCCAUGAGUGCCUUGCCUUUGCAGCCGAGGAAGGUGCGAGAAGCUGAGAAUUGCAUGGCCAAGGACACGGGGCUCGGCAAAGACUGUGAGGAUGAGAAGUGGGCACAAAAGACCCCUAAGAAGAACCCUGACUUCAACUCCAAGGGUACAUCCAAUACCAACAUGAGGCGGAGUCUGAUGUCAGCACCCCCAGUGAUGAGACACCCAAAAUACAAGGAGCCAACAAGAGGUGACCGGGAAGUCCCGUUUUUUAUUUUUCAGAUUCCUCCCGGCAUUGGCAGUUCUGGAGCGCCAAGCCAGGCCAGAAAUGAGCGAACAUUUAGCAAAGGGGCCGAAAUGAGAAAAGGAGAAUUCUGGAGGAAGAUGUUACUGCAGUCCAGUGUAUCAGUGGAGAAGAUAAUCUUCCUGCAGACCAGGCCUCGCUUGCCCCACACUGCUGCCAUGCUGAGCAGCUGCAUCGAUGGCUACAUCUAUGCCUGGUCCAUCCACGGGAAUGGAGGCCUGCUGGGGAAGUUCCCUGUGGACCCUGAUGACAUUGGGAAUGUUGUCGUGGGUGCCAUGGCCACUGAUGAAAAUGACUGGAUUCUCAUCACAGGGGACUGUAACGGAACCAUCAAGAUCUGGGAUAUCAAGGGUUACUGUGCAUUUGUUGGCCAGCGACCACUGCAAGCCAGCGGGAUGAAAAUCUCCACAGAGACGGUGAACAAGUUCCAGCUCUUAAUUCCUCAACAUCUCCAGAUCAAUGUCCCCUACUACCUUCCCCAGAAGGAGGAGGUUGUGGAUGGUCAGACCAUUUCUCUGGUUCCUCCCAAGCUCCUGAUUACCUGGAAAGGCCAUCUGGAAAGUGUGGCAGAUAUAAUGUAUGUGGACAACUUCCAGCUGAUUAUCAGUGCUGGCCAGGACCACGAUGUCAAGGCUUGGAAACUGUCUGGUGAAGCCAUUGGGACAUUUGGCCUUAACAUUUGGAAGAGACUAGAGGUUGUCACCAUGGAUGAAGAUAUAGAGCAGAAAGUUGGCACAGAGGAAAAGACUGACUUCAUAGGCACUACCCUCAAGGCCUCCCUUUUGGAGCUGCAGGAGGUCCAGGAACUGGCCGAGGCCCUGGUGUACCAGCGGCGGGAGCAGGCAGCGCUCAUGGCCCUCCUGCAAGGGAAGGGCGAGGCGGAGGCGGAGGCUUGGGAGAGGCUGCAGAAGAUGGCCGCGGUGUCCCCGUGGGCUGGAGACCACUCUGUGGAAGACAUCGAGGAGACCUGGAACAGAUGGGAAGCCAAGGACAAGAAGGUGAGCACAGUGGUGGGAGCAGCGUAUAAGCCCAGGAGCUGCGCGCGCCCCAGGCUCCUCACCACCAGGGUGCUUCUGGAUGCCACGAAGAACCAGAUCUCACCUCAGAUCUACCAAAACCUGCCGUUCUGUGACCUGAAGCCCAUCCAGCAGCCGGAUUUCCUGACUCACAAGCCCCUGCAGCAGCAGGACCGGCACAUCCGCUGGGAGGCCAGGGACAUGCAGAGGCAUCUGGAGUUUAUCCGGGAGCAGAUCUACACGACUGGGUCGGCCAGCACGCACGGCACCACGACCUCCUCGUCCCCCUCCUUGUCCCUGGCAGCCUCGGCCUCCAGGGGAUUGGACUCCAACCUCUCCACCUCCCGGAUGCCCCCAUCGUCCGUCUCCUUGCUGAGGCCCUGGUCAGCCUCCUCGGCCCAGUAGCCUCUCAACCCCGCCCCAUCCCCCAAGUCCAUCCCGCAGAGCUCAGAGAGCCCCAGCCCCAUUCUGUCCUCCCUCCAGCUGUACCCUAGGCUCAAGGGAGUCACCCUCAUGUCCUCGGUGAACUGGGGCUCUCAUAUCAUAUUCUGA
Molecule: messenger RNA, 3960 nt
Organism: Jaculus jaculus (lesser Egyptian jerboa)
Lineage: Eukaryota; Metazoa; Chordata; Mammalia; Rodentia; Dipodidae
Gene: Efcab8
Product: EF-hand calcium binding domain 8
Molecular function (GO): protein binding
Source: RefSeq, a predicted model, not a curated record